Molecule: messenger RNA, 969 nt
Organism: Rhipicephalus microplus (southern cattle tick)
Lineage: Eukaryota; Metazoa; Arthropoda; Arachnida; Ixodida; Ixodidae
Biological process (GO): multicellular organism development; protein phosphorylation; positive regulation of kinase activity
Cellular component (GO): signaling receptor complex; plasma membrane
Molecular function (GO): transmembrane receptor protein tyrosine kinase activity; ATP binding
Source: RefSeq, a predicted model, not a curated record
AUGGAUCAGUGGCUAGGGGGCUCGGCUGUGGAGCCGAAAGAGUACGCGACCAACGAGGAGAAGAGAGACCUUGUGCGCGAGAUGGGGCUUAUGAGGAAACUGGGCCAGCACCCGCACGUCGUUCGCUUCCUGGGAUGCUGCACACUCGACGAACCCCCGUUACUCAUCAUGGAGCUGGUUUCGCGGGGCAAGCUGCAGUCAUUUCUGCGCGAACACCGUUCCCAGGGUGCGUACUACAACGAACCCGAGGACGACGGUUGCCUGGGGCCACGAGACCUGGCGCAGUUUGCCCUACAGGUGGCGCAGGGCAUGGACUACAUCCACAGGAAAGGGAUCAUCCACCGUGACCUGGCCGCCCGGAACGUGCUCGUGGACGAGCACAGCCAAUGCAAGGUGGCCGACUUCGGCCUGUCUCGCAGUGUGCGCGAUUCCGAAACGGACGUCUAUCAGCAGAAGUCCAAGGGUGCGCUACCGGUGCGGUGGAUGGCCCCGGAGUGUCUCUACCUGCAGGUGUUCACCACAAAGUCCGAUGCGUGGGCCUUCGGAAUCCUGCUGUGGGAAAUCGUUACGCUGGGUUCCACACCAUACCCAGGCCUAAGCGCUCAGGAGGUGAUCCAUGCAGUACGCGACGGUCGCGUGAUGGCACAGCCGGUGCACUGCCGCUGGGAACUGUACCGACUCAUGCGUGCCUGCUGGCACCCAGACCCGAAGGAGCGGCCGCCCUUCUCGAAGCUUGCCACCGACCUUGAUCAACUCAUCAAGCUGAACGCCGGAUACAUUGACCUAGACAACUUUCCCGAACACGCCUACUACAAUAUCGAAUAUGGCGUGGACGAAAAAUUGUAGACAUCUCCUAUUGACUUCUCCCCUUAUUGCCGGACACCUGCGGCUGAAGGCGUCCGGCAACUAUUGUGUUGCCUCGCAUCAGUUGUGUUUCUCUUUAUUUUAUUUUCUAUUGGCUGUGUGAAA